AUGAAGCAGCCUUUCUCCUGCAAGCAGACGGGCGGUGAAACAGUGAAGAUCACUCUCUCGUCGUUGGAUGACCAUCGAGCAGUGAUGGGCUAUGCAGGCGACGCGGGCCUACCGACGUACACCUUCCCGGUGGUCCGCCCGGCCAUCCUACAGGUAAUCCUGCGCGGCGUCAUUCGGACGCUGCCAAAUGACGUCCUCAAACAGCAGCUGCAGAAGAUGGGCUUCGCGGCUACCACCGUCGAAUACCACCGCAUGCCGGGCACAAACAAGUUGUCUGGCCUCCGACUAGUCAUCCUACCAGACUCGACCGACCACCGGAAGAUCUUCCAAGUGACGCGACUGAUGGGCCUCGUCAUCUCAGCAGAGCGCCUCCGAAGGACCCGUGGCAACAUUCAAUGCUUUCGCUGCCAAGGGUUCAACCAUGUCGCUCGCCACUGCACAUUCCCCUACCGAUGUGUGAAGUGCGCGGGCGACCACGACUUCCGCUCCUGCCCAGCAGCGAAAGAGACUCCAGCCAAAUGCUGCCUUUGUGGCGGUGACCACACCGCCAAUUUUCGGUCUUGUCCGGCACACAAAGCCGCCAGCCGACGCCGACGGGGACUUCCGCCGCUCCCCAAGACAGCUCGAAGAAGACGCUCUGAGGCCGGCGGCCGACAGCGCCCAGCAGCACCCCCAUCCAGUGCGCCGACGCUCAUGGAACACCGGGCGGCCAAGGCCUUAGGGCCGCCCCCUCACGCUCCAGCCGUAUUGACACACGAUGACGCCGACGCGCCCUCUGCCGCACCACCUCUGGCGACUGCUGCGUUCCCGCCCCUGCGAGAGCAACGCCGUCCUGCCGCCUGGGCUCGCCCAGCACCGACAACACGCCCAGAUGGCCCUGACGACAUACGGGACCUCGUCGCCCUCAUGCAGACAAUGACAACUGCCAUCAUGGAGAUGAACAUGGCCAUCCAGCAACUGCCGACAACCCUUGCAGCAAUCGUGGAGAGCACCGUCCGCGGUGUGCUCCUCGCUUCCGGAGUCCAACAACAUCAAGAUGGAUAG
Molecule: messenger RNA, 1044 nt
Organism: Schistocerca gregaria
Lineage: Eukaryota; Metazoa; Arthropoda; Insecta; Orthoptera; Acrididae
Exons: 1
Coding region: 1-1044 (347 amino acids)
Source: RefSeq, a predicted model, not a curated record